UAAAGUAUAGGGAAUUUCAUUCAUACAUACGAAUCUGUAGUGACAUCGUAUAUGGAGCUUGCGAGCUCAAGGCUAAUCGUCGAAGGGCGGGCGGAGAGACUUCAGUCGGCCGCGUUUGUGCGUCGGGCGCGCCGGUGCGAUGUUGACCGUGUGCGGGCUGCUGCUCUCUGUGCUGACAGUGAGUCACCAACUAAGCAUAGAUGAGUUCGAGGUACCCGCGUCUGUAGAAGUCGGGUCUGACGUCGAGCUGCGAUGCGGCUUCUUAUUGGACGCCAGCGACGGGAGGGGGGAGCCUUACGUCAAGUGGUGGUACACUCCGCUGUACUUCGCCGAAGACCGACCAAUACAGUUGUAUCAGCGGAUGGACAGCGGUAACGCGACUUAUUUACGACAUAGUAAUAUUGAGCUAGUUGGCAAAGAUGACAUCUUGCUGAAAGAUGUGAAGUAUACAGACUCCGGGCGGUACGAGUGUGAGGUUUCCGGCCUCAAUGAGAAACGGGUUCAUGCCGAUUUGAUCGUGUUCUCAAAUGGCACGGGCCCCGAACUGAACAUCUCCGCAGUAGAAGACGGCCCGGACGGCGACGAGGAAGAAGAUUUGCUGGUCGAGUGCCGCGCUGAUGACGUCACGCCGCAACCAGAACUCGUCAUUAGUGCUAACGGGAGGCCAGUGGAUGGCGUCAUUCAAUACGAGAGCAGCUCAGGCGACGGGCUAUACAAUGUCAUCGCUAACGUGACUGUGACGAAAUCGGAUCUAUUGGAUGUAGAAGUGCGUUGCGAACUGUUCUUCGUCAAUCAUAAUAUCACGCAUUUACCUUUCGUCGACAUUGAAACUUAUGGCCCGACAGGACUACUGCCCCCCGCCAUACUCGCCGAGGACGAGCCCCAACCAGAGAAUAUCACGCUUGGCGGACCAGCGGAGCCUCAAGUCAAUCGUGCCGCCAGCAGAACCCUGAGUUUUUGGUGGUUCUUCACCGCGGCGAUACCGUUAUUGUGCAUAAUGUGAAUCUAACUGUAUGUGAUAUAUAUUAAUAUAUUUUACUGUUUGUUUUUU
Molecule: messenger RNA, 1051 nt
Organism: Amyelois transitella
Lineage: Eukaryota; Metazoa; Arthropoda; Insecta; Lepidoptera; Pyralidae
Product: butyrophilin subfamily 1 member A1
Exons: 7
Coding region: 140-1003 (287 amino acids)
Source: RefSeq, a predicted model, not a curated record